This is a messenger RNA of Bemisia tabaci, 4039 nucleotides long. The record is from RefSeq and is a predicted model, not a curated record. Lineage: Eukaryota; Metazoa; Arthropoda; Insecta; Hemiptera; Aleyrodidae.
UAUGUUCCUCAGUUUCCCAUGGUGCAAGGCAUGAAUUUCCGCACGAUUACAUUUUCUGUUUCAGUCUUUAACUUGUUUAAAAUGUUCUUUGCCUCCUCUUGGCAAUAUAUUUUGUGUUCAUACCUCUCAAAUUCAAUGUCAUCUCUCAGUAAUCUGAGUUUCCCUCGCAUUUCAGAAUCAGCAUGUUGCGCAGUUUUUUUUCCCGAUCAUCUUUUUCGAUGUACUAAAAUCUCGAGGAAAGUGCCAAUGUUUGUUCGGCACGAGGCUUUAGGUGGAAGCUUUUUCGCUCAAACUCAUCCAAGGUGAAUAAAGCUUGGCUCACAGGAAAAUGAAUUUCACAAAGUAUGGAUUGUCAGACACAACUUGGAGCUGCUGCAAGAUGAGAAGAAAAAUCUGGACUCUGGAAAGAUGAAUAGAUUGAAGCACUCGAUCCUGGUGGUAAUCAGCUGUUUGCAUACAACAGCGCUGGAAUUUCCAUAGUCCGCUGUGUUUCUAGCAAGCCAGAAAGCCUUAAGCCUUGACAUUCCGAUCCAGGCCAAUCAUUUCCUAAGCCAAGUUGUAUUUGGUUGGCUAAAGAACAGUGCAAAUCGCCUACAUAAAUUCUACCCGGUUGUGGCAUCCUUCACUUAUCGCCAGCUAAUGAGUGUCACGGAGUCAAAUAUUGAUGAACUGGUCCAACUAGUUGGCAAUCCUCAGCCGGAACUCACCACUGGAGGAAAGAAGCGACUGGUAAAGACCAUAAUGAGCCUUCAUCGUCGCCAAUCAGUUCUGGUCAAAUGCCUUAAGGCGGUGAAAACUGGUGAACCACUUGUCGUGGAUCGCGCGCUUGCAGAAGUCCGCACGAUCAUUGCAACGCCACUCCUGAGAGUGUCAGAGAGGAGUCCUCACCUAACUGGCCUCAUCUUCACCAUUUUUAUUCUCGCCAAAGAGAAGAUGGACAUCAUGCCACCUUUGAGUCAGAGGGUGUUAAUGGAGGGGAACUUCUCCGCAAUUGCAAUAGAUAUUCAGAGCAACCCCAGCUUCAAUUUAGAGCAGCGACUCGUUGCCCGCAAUUACCUUCCUCCUGGCAACAAAGGGAAACCCUCACCUGUUUCUGAAUUGUUCGCGGUCGGAACACCAAUUGAACAGAAGCAACAACAGCAAACUUCGUCCCUGCAUGACAGGAGUGCAGAUCUCAGGAGACAGGACGAAGAGUUCCUGAAAGGGCUCCCUGACCUGUUGAAAGGCUUUGUCAGGGCUAAAUUGUAGUGCAGAUAGCAAGUGAUCGGUGACAGCAUGUACAGUGUUAUUUACCUUUUUAAGAUUUCUAUGUUUUACCAAAUUGAUUUGUUUUUUUCUCCUUUACCGUAAACAUGUCCUGGUAAGCAAUAAUCUUGUGGCUUAAAGUUGAUGAAUGCCUCUCAAAAAGACUUCAUUCUGAACUGUUUAUUAAAGGGGGCUAUUAGAUUAACAGAUACUUUUGAAAUGAUUUCUCUCUACAUAUUUUUGAUUUUAUUAUUUUAUAAACAUGAAGCAACAAUAUAAAGUGCCUCAAGUAUGGUACCUGUACCUGAUCUGCUUAAAGAGUUUAAAUAAUUACUCAAAAAUUUGGUUGACCAAUGCACAAACUACUCUGUCAGCAUUAAAUCCCUGCCAUUUAAAUUUUUCUCAGACGAUCUCAGGAAAGUCUUCGUUUUUGCAGGCAGUAGAGUUUUACCUAUUCCAUAAUUUUAGUUGUCUUUCCGUUUGGAUCUGGAGUCUUAAUUUCUUAAUUUUUGAUGCUCUCCGUCUGUAUGUAAUCACUUUCAAUACCUUAUGUAUUUUGCUGUGCAUACAUAUUAAAUUCUGAGUAUUGUCUGAUUGGUUGACCAAUGAAUUCAAGAGAAAUAUCUAUCUUUUCAAUUAACUCAGUUCCCCUUGCUGUUCGAUUUACACUUAAUAGUUGCUUGUUAGGUAUUGAAAUUUCUCACAUUAAGAAUGAUCUCUAUUCUAUAGAACAUAUUAUUCUUAUUGCUUAUUUACCAAUAAUGCAUUAUAUUUUUUUUUUCAUUGAAACUUGCGCAAACAUCUUUGUUAUUACCUUUGGAUAGUUUUUAAAUAUUUUCAUAGAGGAAUGUUGCGUGCAACACAAUAUUGUGUUUCAAAACUGGAAGUGGUUGAUUUGCAGGAAAAGCCCUUUCUAAUGCUGGAUUUCUUUGCUCCGUAUUAAUUCAUCCUUUGUUCCGAUCUAGAGGAACACUCACAGUGUCUGUACAUGAAUUAAUUUUUUACUUUAGUUACUGGAAGUGUUAUUGUCUCCAUUAAAAUUUGAGUCAAAAAUUUUGCGCUUAGGCUCAAAUUUUUUUUAUUUUUUUUUUGUUAAAGUGAAAGGGGCAAUUAUUGAGACACAAUUUCAUGGCUCCAGUGACUGCUUCUUUUUUCCAUACUCAAACAUUCCUUAAUUAGUUUUUCAUACCGUAACCCCAAAUAUUAAAAGUAUUGAAAAAAAGAAAUCCUGUUGUGUCAUCAAUGCUUGAAGCCAGAACUGAGCUUCUUACCUAUGUUUGUAAACUAGGCACUGUUGUAGAAAGAAUCUUCGAAUUCCACUAUUGUGUCAGAAAUGUAAUGAAUAUUCAUGACUAUUUGUUACCAAAUUUGGAUAGUUAAUGCAUAUAUAUAUUUGAGAUUGAGUUGCUUAGACUCCAAGAAAUUAAUAUUUCACAGCUUAACCACGUAUAUUAUCAGCCCUUUUCUUUUAACUCUUAUGUUAUUUAAACUCUGACCUUUUUAUUGAUGUAAGUCCUUGUUUCACCCCCCUCUUUUCCAUAAGGUGCAUAUGCCUCAAGGCGACCACCUUUUUAUUAGAAUGUAUUAUAGGCCUUCGGGCCGGGGCUCUGUCUUCCCCGGUUCCAAGUUGUAAUCUUUCUAAUAAACUUCCCUCUUUUUUCUUUGAGGAUUAAAAAAAAAAAAAAAAAAAAAAAAAAAAAAAACCACUUAUAUUGUUUGUCUGAAAGAGUGCAAUCUCAAGUAAGUCACACCUGAAAGUGUUGCUAUAAAUUAUGUUCUACAAAAUAAUUUGACUAGAGUACAAAAAAUGAGCGAAAAGAAUACUUGCAAGUCAGAAACGUUGCUUUAUAAGGUCAUUAUUCUCUCUAAUACUGCCAAUAAAUCUUCCAUCAUAUGGUACCCUUCGUACUGUGUCUGUUUUACAGUGAAACUAUUGUCAGAUUUGACCGAGAAAUGUGCUUUCCACGAGAGUUCGGUCAGUGGAACAAUUUUCUUCUUUGAGAAUCGUUCUCACUUUCAUAUUUUGUCCAGUGGUUGGUCAUUUUCUUGUAACCAUAAAUUUUCUUGUACUGUAAAAAGAGGUGAGUUAUGGAAUCAACUAAGUAAAAGAAUAAGCUUUUUGUCUGUCCUUAUUUUUCUUCAAGUGGAACAGUAGCAACUUCUCUUGAGGAGAUUGCUAACCUCCUUACUCGAUUUUAAGUUUUUGCUCGAUAUAAUUGCGAAUUCCUGUAAGUUUUAUGACCUGCGUUUUUCUAUAUUCUGGUAUUUUCCAAUUUUAUUAGAUGCUCAGGAAAUCUUUGUCAUUACUGCUGUGCAAAUAUUAAUUUAAUCCACUGAAAGGCACCUCUACUCAUCACAAAAAUCAAUACCAAGGCAAGCCACUUGUAAUUCUGAUUUUCUCAGGGAUGUAUUUUUCCAAACUAGGAGACAUUAUUUGCUGUAUUGUAAUACAAAUUUCUAAGGCUGUAAUUUAGUAUACUGUCAAAAUGAAUUCACAGAAUUAAGGCUAUAUUUGAAUCAUAGAUUCUUUUUAAUUUGCCUUUACAAUUCUAAAUUAAGAUUAGGAUAUCUCUCCUAACCGGUGAUUAUCUUGUGUAUUAAAUCUGUGAAUUCCUACCAAAAUUUACUGCCAUAUUUUUGUACAUAAAUCAUUGUUUUAUUUAUUGAUUAUAAAUUGUCUUGAGGGAUUAGAUUUCCUUAAACCGGUGACUUUGUAAAUAUAACUGACCAAUUUUGUUACUACUUUAUAAGUUUAUUUCCGUGUAAGAAUUACAUCAUAACAUGAAUCACCAAA